AUUGUCGAGUUGAGUGGCGGGUCAGUGUGAUCGGAUACCAGCCAUGGCGCUGACUCCGGAGGACGAGAGCGCGUACAACAUGCUGGCCAUGAAGAUGCAGCGCGACAUCAAUUGUCUGGCUGACCCGGACCGCAGUGUACGCCGCCGCGCUGCCGACAAACUCAACCGCACGCUACAGAACGAGGCGUCGCGCGUGUCGCCGGCGGUGCUGCGCACUCUGUGCGUCUCCAACCUACAGUGCCCGCUUCUGCAAUGCGCCGAGACUGACGUCGUCGAAAAGUGCCGCGAGCGUGCACUCACAUCACUACUGUUGCUGUGCGAGAACAAGGCGAUGGAGCCGUCGGACGCGACGCUGAAGGAGCUGGUGGCUCUGGCAGACUCUCGAUUGGGCAAAAUGCCGUACCCGGAACCGACGGAGGAGAUCCGCUUGUUAAUUCUGCAACUUUUGCACGCGUUUCUGAAGCAAUUUGCUGCAGUUAAAGACAUGCCGACUUUAUUGCGCGACGUCAUCACGGAGCUGGCCAACGCUUUGGGCAAGACGGCAGUGGAUCCGUUCCCGGACGCCAAGAAGAUGUCGGCGGAGUGUGUCAUCCUCAUUUCCAAGUACUGGAAGAACGACAUGGGGAUGCAGAUUGGCACAAUUGUGCGCCCAAUGGUAGUUAAUCUGAGCCACCAGCACAGCCGUGUACGUGUCUGUGCGUUGCAGGCACUGGAUGCUGCAGUGCCUUGUGGUUCAGAGGCUCUACCGGAGCUCAUGAAGGAAGUGUUGCUACCAGCUGUGAGUAAGGUCGUUUUCGACCAUGCACCGUCAGUGAGAAAGCAACUGGUUUGCAUGCUAGCAGCGUGGCUGGGUCAGAUUGAGCAGGUUCAGCAGUUCGAGGCAUCGAUCUUCCCGAUUUUUCUGGCUGGUAUCGUGGAUGAAUCUCCCGAAGUGCGAGCGCUUUCACUCGCCAAGCUAAAUGAACUUUCAGCCAACUGGGAGGCUCGGGAUGACGACGGAGGCGUUAAAUCAGGCGAUGUGGAGCUCAUGGAGGUGGAUGCGGAUGAUGUAAAAAGCGCGCCGCCUCUUUUCUUCGAGACUCGACCGCCUCUUGGCGCCCGUAAGCUUGCGGCUAGCCUUCAAGCGCAGGUGUUGCCACAGCUUCUUGAGAAAACUGGAGACUGGACGGUGCAAGUGCGCGAGCGCUACACUCAAGUUCUCAGUGCGUACCUGAUUCUGCUGGAGCAGAACAUGAACCCAUUCUUGGACAAGGUUUUUGCAGCACUGGGCAAUAUCUGCCGCGACGACGAAGUAGUUGUCUACAACAGCGUGAAAGCAUGCUUGGGCGUUGUCGGCUUUUACGCAGACUCCCAAAUGAUUUUGGCCUCCUUGUUGCCGAUGGUGGCAGGAAGGUUGGCAGGACAGGACACUGCUCAACAUCGCACAAAUGGAUUGAUUCUGUUGGGUAUGAGCAUUGAGGGCAUGACAACAAAAACGAUCGGAGCUCACUUGGAGCUUAUCACCGAGGCGCUGUGCGAUGCUGGUCUACGUGAAUCUGAAGUGUCAGAUCUGCAAGAUCAAUUGGCCGGUGUCGUUUCAAGUAUUGUCAAGACUGCUGGGCCACUACUCGCGCAAAAGGAUGAGAUCGGCUUCCGACUUUUCUGGGUUUUGAACCAUCUCCUGGCCUCUUCCUCGGAAUCAUCAGUUGCUUUUGAAAUGGCAACCGAAUCGAUGGAGGAGCUAGCUGCGGAAAUGGAGCUGCCUGCUGAGGUAUGUUACUGUCCUGGCACUAAGGUUGGUUUGACAAUGCACUUCUCGUUUUGUUUUUCUUGGUCUUGUUUGCAGGUAUUAUACGCGCGCUACAUGGGUAAGCUGCUUGACACGAUGACGCUUCCUACUGAUGUGAGUGGAAGAUGGCAAAAGUGUGACCCGAGCCGUGUACUAUUUGACUCUAUUUGCCGGCGUGGAGGAGCGGCAUGUGGAGAAAACUUGGGGAAAAUUGUACCCAUUAUUUUGAUCCACUUAGAACCAGAUCAGGAUGCAGACGUUCGACUCGCGUCCCUUGCGUUAUUGGAGACGAUGCUAGGGACAGAUGCCAUCAGCCAGGCCUUCAAGCCAUUUAGCGUGGCACUACUCCAGAAAGCUAUUAUUCCAAACAUCGUGUGGCGUGGAGGACGCGUCGCUGCAACCAUUAGAAAAGUUGCUGUAGCAUGCGCGUACACACUUCUUCGUCAGGGUAUCGCCGGUCAACAGUGUUUGUUUGAGACUGCGCCACAGAUGCUGCCCGUCCUCAAGUCUUCCAUGGACGACAGCGAUGCCAAGACUCGCCAACUGGUCUGUUUGGCACUACAGUAUCUGUUCGUGGCAUUGCCUGGAUGCUUGGGAGGUACGGCAUGCAGUACACUCACGUGCCACUUUACUGGCUGGUCACUUUUGUUUCUGAUUUGAACAGAGGAGCCCGUACAUCAACUAUAUGCGGAGAUUCUGAAGCGCUUGGACGACAGCAACGACACUGUGCGCAAAGCUGCCUGCCAGACGUUUACCACCUUCCUAAAAGCUGCGCCGAAGGAGCACUUUAGAGGAACGAUUAUUGACUACACGAUGGACUGCCUUUUCGUCCACCUAGACGAUUCGGAACCCGACAUCCAGGAGGCUGUCUUCAAGGUUCUCAAGGAAACCAUAGUGAUUGAUGCCCCUCGGCUGGCUAAAAAGGCAGAAGAAAACCGGACACGUCACCAAAGCCCUCGCUACUGCGACCAGCUUCUGGCGCUGGCAACUGCGUAGCCGGAAUAAGCUAGGUUAGCCCCACCAGGAGACUGUUUUGUCAAAACAAGGAAGCACAAAAGUUACCUCACAGUGCUUCAAACCGUCUCGAGCUUCUGCUUGUCCAAGUUCUUGAAGUAGGUAACCAGAUCCUCGAUGCGCUUCUUAUUCUUUUCAUCAUCAUCAUGUUGUCUCUC
This is a messenger RNA of Phytophthora nicotianae INRA-310, 2940 nucleotides long. RefSeq lists its product as hypothetical. NCBI's taxonomy places the organism in Eukaryota, Oomycota, Peronosporomycetes, Peronosporales, Peronosporaceae. The record is from RefSeq and is a predicted model, not a curated record. The transcript is spliced from 8 exons. Gene Ontology annotation, molecular function: protein binding. Bases 44 to 2428 code for a protein of 794 amino acids.